This is a messenger RNA of Nyctereutes procyonoides (raccoon dog), 319 nucleotides long. RefSeq names its product small nuclear ribonucleoprotein G-like. The record is from RefSeq and is a predicted model, not a curated record. The transcript has a single exon. NCBI's taxonomy places the organism in Eukaryota, Metazoa, Chordata, Mammalia, Carnivora, Canidae. Gene Ontology annotation, cellular component: U4 snRNP; SMN-Sm protein complex; precatalytic spliceosome. Gene Ontology annotation, molecular function: RNA binding. Bases 28 to 258 code for a protein of 76 amino acids. Gene Ontology annotation, biological process: mRNA splicing, via spliceosome; spliceosomal snRNP assembly.
CCUCUGUGAGCUCGCCGACUCAGCGCCAUGAGCAAGGCUCACCCUCCCGAGUUGAAAAAAUUUAUGGACAAGAAAUUAUCAUUGAAAUUAAAUGGUGGCAGACAAGCCCAAGGAAUAUUGCAAGGGUUCAAUCCGUUCAUGAAUCUUGUGAUAGAUGAAUUUGUGGAGAUGGCAACUAGCAGGCAACAGAACAAUAUUGGAAUGGUGGUAAUACAAGGGAAUAGCAUCAUCAUGCUAGAAGCCUUGGAACGAGUAUAAACAAUGGGCAUGUUCAUCAGAAGAAGAAAACUGCUUCCACAUGUCCCCUGUCCAUAGUACC